Molecule: messenger RNA, 942 nt
Organism: Astyanax mexicanus (Mexican tetra)
Lineage: Eukaryota; Metazoa; Chordata; Actinopteri; Characiformes; Acestrorhamphidae
Gene: mespab
Product: mesoderm posterior ab
Exons: 2
Coding region: 41-760 (239 amino acids)
Biological process (GO): somite rostral/caudal axis specification; regulation of transcription by RNA polymerase II; heart morphogenesis
Cellular component (GO): nucleus
Molecular function (GO): DNA-binding transcription factor activity, RNA polymerase II-specific; protein dimerization activity; RNA polymerase II cis-regulatory region sequence-specific DNA binding
Source: RefSeq, a predicted model, not a curated record
CAAGUCACAUCUCCCCAGCUUUGGACACAUUACAGCAGAAAUGGAGGCCCAGCUCGGUUUCCCGGUGAACCAGGAGACCAAAUGCCAAAUGUUUGACUUUGAGCCAGUGUUGGCUAGCACAGACUUGGGCUACUACAGUGCCUGCAGCAGCCUUUCUCCAACCUCAUCCGUAGACUCUUCUUGCUUUUCUCCUCCAGUCUGCCAGUUCCCAGUUGUAUUCAACCAACCGAAGGAACCUGAAUGGACUGGGCAGGCUUGGGAGAAUCCCACACCAGCUUUCCCAGCUCAAAACAAAAGAAGAACCAGGUCCAAAAACCCUGGAAAGAAGCGGCAAAGUGCUAGCGAACGAGAGAAGCUGAGGAUGAGGGACCUUACCAAAGCUCUCCAUCAUCUGAGGACAUUCUUGCCUCCAUCUGUUACUCCGGCCGGACAAACCCUAACCAAGAUUGACACACUGCGCCUCACCAUCCGCUACAUCUCCUACCUCUCCUCCCAGCUGGCCCCUGAAGACCCUUCAAAUGCUGGAAAUGUUCAAAGCCACUCUGCUACAGCUCAUGUCCAGCAGGGUGGGUUUUCAGACAUAUGGAGCCAGAGUGCAGCGCAGGAAGACCCUGAGUGUAGAGGUCAGCUCUACCAGGGAACCGUGGCAUACACAGCUUCAGCUCAACAGAUGGAAACAAGUUCAAACUUCAGUGCUUACUACAGAGACACCCAGUUCCCACCGAUUCACUUCACUAUGAGACAAACCCACACACACUGACCCUGCUGCUCUACUGUGAACCCCAAUGAAGAACCCAGAGCAUAUGGACUGUUUUUUAAAAUCUUUAAAAUGUAUUAUUUGCAAUCAUUUAUAUUAUUUGAAUUUAAAUUAUUUAUUAGAUAAUAUAUUUUUAUACUGAAUAUAUUUUGUAUAUAUGACCUUUUAAUAAACAACUACAAUGA